Molecule: messenger RNA, 1619 nt
Organism: Caenorhabditis angaria
Lineage: Eukaryota; Metazoa; Nematoda; Chromadorea; Rhabditida; Rhabditidae
Source: the annotation of a GenBank genome assembly
AUGUGGGUAACAACAGAACAGCUGAAAAAAGAGAAAACUGAACAAAAUGCGAGAAAAAGAGAAGCAGUUGAAACAUCAACAGAAGCAGAUGUUAUCGCAAGUUUUGUUCAUAACAGACCGACUGAUUUGAAUGAUGUAAGUUGAAUAAUUUUUAAAUUGAAUCAAUUACACAAAUAAAUUCAGUUAGCAUUUGAAAGACAUUAUCGAGAAAGUAGAAGAGAAGCACCAAUUAUGACUGUUAGAGCAGAUGUAAGUUAUAAUUAUUUAUUCAGAAAUUCAAAACUUAUUUUUUAGGUUAGUGAAAAUGUUGUGGAAAUUGGAGAAGAAGUGAAUUGUCUUGAUGAAGGAUUUGAUUUUGCAGUCGCAAUUGUUGAUACUGUAACUGGUUCAGCUGUUUUCAAACCAGCACGUCUUUAUUCGUUCGAAAGCAAAUAUUCUGAAGAUGUUGAAAAAUUAAUUGGCCAAAAAAAUACAUCGAAAAAACCAAUUGAUUAUAAAGAGGAUUAUGAUAUCACAACAGAUAAAUGGGCUGAAAAAAGAAGACAACUUACGCAUAAUUUUGGAUCAUCGAAGAAAAUUAAAAUGGAUGAAGCUGCUCAAAGAAGAACUAUUAAACAAGAUACAUUGGAUGAAAUGAAAAAGACUGCAUUUGCAUCGAAUUCGAAUGUUAAAGAUGAAGAAGUUAAAUUAUCUGAUAUUUCUUUGGUUCAAAAAGCUGCAUCUUCUAUUUUACCACCUGCAGUUCAAGCGGAUUUAUCAAAAGAUAUUUAUCCAAUUUCAUUAUUCUUAUCUGAACAAGAAAUUGAAGCUGUUGCUGAUGAAGCACUUUUACUUAUGGAGAAAAAGCGAAAAGAAAAAAUUGAAGCUGGAAUUCCAGAACCAGUUGUUCUAAUUAUGUUCAAUGAACAUACUCGACAAAGAGCUUCUGCAUAUCUUCUUCUCGCAACAAUGGUUGAAAUUUUGCAAAAAUUGGGAAAAUCAAGAAGUAUUUUGCGAAAAGAAAUGAAUGAUUUGAAACUUCCAAAUUUAUUACGACAAAAAGUUCAAGCUGAAUAUUUUUCGGAAUCAACUUCGGAUCGAGGAUUUGGUGGAAAAGGAGCGGAAAGAGUCAAAUUGAAUACGGCUGAUUUUGAUCGUUUUAUCGCUUAUGCAUUAGCAUUAGCCCUUACCUUGGGUUCGUUAUUUUUGAUAAUUUUUUUUUUAUUUUCUGGAUAUAUUUGUAAAUUAUUGCAGCUCCCGAACACAAAAUACCACUUUCUCCAUUUCAAACGAUGUUCGCAAUCCCUCCAUCAAAAUUAGAAAAGGUUAGAAUUUAAUUAAUUUUUUUUAUUUGAAGAAUUAGAUUUUGGAACAAAAAAUAAUUUGGAAUAAUUCACUUGGGAUAACAAUUGAAAUCGAAUUUUGAUAAUUUUUGAUUUUUAUUGAAAAAUUUAAAAAUAUUUCGAACAUUUCUAAUAAUUUUAGAAAAAAAAUGUUUCCAGAUGCUCGAAGCUCUUGGUGCUGACAUUAUUCGUCUCGAUGUCACAACUGCUCAACAACUCAAAUCUUUACGCGGUGCUGUUUUAUUGAAACCACCUUCUGUUGAACAAAAACCGACAAGAAAAUUGAAAAGACGAUAA